GCACGAGAAGAUUUAGGGAAACAACCCCGAAAACUUCGUAGUUUCUAAUAGUCAUAACGGUUUUUAGUUUCUAAUAGUCAUAACGGUUUUUGUUUAAACCAGUCAAAUAUGGUGGGCAUUAGCCGGCUAAGUCGGCUUCUGCUAAGGAACGAAGACUAACAUGAAUCGCAUUCAAAUUGUUUGAAAACGCGGAAAUAAUAUCAACCGGGGAACUCAAAUCCAAAUCAAUCUUUGCUUUUCUUAAAAAAAACAGAGCAGUUUGUGCAUUUUUAAAAAUCUUCCAAGAUCGUUACAUUAAUCUAACUGCAACAUACACAGAAAGUUCAUUGUGAGCGUCGACUCAGUCGAAUUUAACAGAGCCGACUCUUCAAAGUGAGCAGCAGGGUAGGGAUAGCGGGCACUUUUUUUUGUUUAACUGGGAAAUGGAGAGGAUGGAGGAUUAUUUAAAUCAAUUUGAAGUGAAAUCGAAAAAUUCUUCAGAAGAAGCGCUUGCGAGAUGGCGGAAACUUUGCAAUGUGGUGAAAAAUAAAAAGAGGAGAUUCAGAAAUACUGCCAAUUUGGUCAUGAGAGUCCAAGCCAAAGAUAUUCGAAAGAAGAAUAAGGAGAAACUUAGGGUGGCCCUUUUGGUUUCAAAGGCUGCAUUUCACUUUAUUGAUGCUGGUCAGUUGAGUCCUUAUACGUACAAUGUGCCGGAUGAUGUCAAAUCAGCUGGAUUUGGUAUUGAUGCCGAUGAGCUAGCUUCCAUUGUAGAUGGCCAUGAUAUAAAAAAGCUGAGAUUCCAUGCUAGAGUUGAAGGAAUUGCUGAUAAACUCACUACAUCAGCUACAAAUGGUAUAAUUGCAAAUGGAGAUAACUUGAAACUAAGGCAGAAAAUUUUUGGGUUCAACAAAUUUGAUGAAAAACCACCUCGGGGAUUUUGGAUUUUUGUGUGGGAAGCAUUUCAAGAUUUGACACUCAUGAUUCUUGCAGUUUGUGCAAUAGUGUCCUUAGGUGUUGGAAUCGUUACUGAGGGUUGGCCCAAGGGUGCCUACGAUGGUGUAGGCAUUGGUCUGAGCAUUUGUAUAGUUGUGUUUGUUACAGCGAUCAGUGAUUACAGACAAUCAUUGCAGUUCAGGGAUUUAGAUAAGGAAAAAAAAAAGAUCUUUGUACAGGUUACAAGAGAUGGCUAUAGACAAAAGGUCUCCAUAUAUGACCUCGUUGUUGGUGAUUUAGUGCACUUAUCAAUUGGGGAUCUAGUUCCAGCUGAUGGGCUUUUCAUUUCAGGAUAUUCUCUAUUAAUAAAUGAAUCAAGUUUGACUGGGGAGAGUGAGCCAGUAAGUGUGAAUAAAGAUAGUCCUUUUGUUUUGUCUGGAACAAAGGUCCAGGAUGGAUCUGCUAACAUUUUAAUCACUACUGUUGGCAUGAGAACAGGAUGGGGUAAAUUAAUGGCAACCUUGACUGAAGGAGGUGAAGACGAAACUCCAUUGCAAGUCAAACUUAAUGGUGUUGCAACAAUUAUUGGAAAGAUUGGAUUAGCAUUUGCAACAGUUACAUUCAUUGUAUUAACGUUAAGGCUGAUCAUAGAGAAGUCAAUCAAUCACCUAGCAUGGUCAGGAGCUGAUGCAGUUACUAUAGUGAACUUCUUUGCAAUUGCAGUGACAAUCAUUGUGGUUGCAGUUCCAGAGGGCUUGCCACUGGCUGUGACUUUGAGCCUUGCUUUUGCUAUGAAGAAGAUGAUGAAUGAAAGAGCACUUGUGCGCCAUCUUUCAGCAUGUGAGACAAUGGGCUCUGCAACAUGUAUUUGUAGUGAUAAGACGGGGACACUAACAACAAACCAUAUGGCUGUUGUUAAAGUUUGGAUAUGCGAAAUUGCCAGUAAGAUUGAAAAUGCUAGGGAAGCUGAGAAUUUAAGGUCCAAAAUCCCUGAAAUUGUGCUAAAAUUGCUUUUCCAGUCCAUAUUCCAGAACACAGGUGGUGAGGUAGUGGUGACCAAGGAGGGAAAACGUGAAAUAUUAGGUACACCCACAGAGUCUGCUUUGCUAGAGCUUGGACUGUCAUUGAGUGGAGAUUUUGUUGCAGAGCGCAGAGAAUCUAAAAUAGUAAAAGUUCAACCUUUCAAUUCCGCAAAGAAAAUAAUGACUGUUGUGGUAGAACUUCCUGAUGGAAAACAUCGAGCCUAUUGUAAAGGUGCCUCAGAAAUCGUAUUGAAAAUGUGUAAAAAUGUUGUAAAUGCGAAUGGUGAGAUUGAUGCAAUGGAUGAAGCAUUAUCUUGUCAUCUAAUGAAUGUUAUAGAUGGUUUUGCUUGUGAAGCUCUUCGAACUCUGUGCCUUGCUUUCAUUGAGUUGGAAAGCAGUUUUUCUCCAGAGAAGGAGAUUCCAACAAACGGUUACACUUUUGUUGCUAUUGUUGGCAUCAAGGAUCCAGUUCGUCCUGGUGUUAAGGAAGCUGUUCAAGUUUGUAAAAAUGCUGGUAUUCUUGUGCGAAUGGUUACUGGGGAUAAUAUUAAUACUGCAAAAGCAAUUGCAACAGAGUGUGGUAUUUUAACAGAGGACGGUAUUGCGAUUGAAGGUCCUGAUUUUCGUGUAAAGAGUAUAGAAGAGAUGAAAAAUCUUAUACCAAAAAUUCAGGUCAUGGCAAGAUCUUCUCCAAUGGACAAGCACACUCUUGUGAAACACUUGCGUACAGAUCUUGGAGAAGUAGUUGCUGUGACUGGUGAUGGAACCAAUGAUGCACCAGCUUUGCAUGAAGCUGACAUUGGGCUUGCAAUGGGGAUUGCAGGGACUGAGGUUGCAAAGGAGAGUGCAGACGUGGUGAUUUUAGAUGAUAAUUUUGCAACAAUUGUUAACGUUGCAAAAUGGGGCCGUUCAGUAUAUAUAAACAUUCAAAAAUUUGUUCAGUUCCAACUCACAGUUAAUGUGGUUGCUCUAAUUGUGAACUUUGUUUCAGCAUGCCUUACAGGCACUGCUCCUCUUACUGCAGUUCAGUUACUAUGGGUUAAUCUGAUCAUGGACACUCUCGGUGCUUUGGCAUUGGCAACUGAACCUCCAAAUGACGAGUUGAUGAAGAGAAUGCCAGUUGGAAGAACUGGAAGUUUUAUCACUAGAGAAAUGUGGAGGAACGUAAUCGGCCAAAGCAUCUAUCAACUUAUUGUAAUGGCAGUUCUGGAGAUUGAAGGAACACGACUUCUUGGAUUGCACGGUUCUGAUGCAGAAUCAGUUCUGAAUACGCUAAUUUUUAACUCAUUUGUCUUCUGUCAGGUGUUCAACGAAAUAAAUUCGAGAGAAAUAGAGAAGAUAAAUGUGUUGAAGGGCACAUUUAACAACUGGAUUUUCAUCGGAGUAAUAACAUCCACUGUUGUAUUCCAAAUAAUAAUGGUACAAUUUCUAUGUAAUUUUUCAAGCACAGUUCCCCUGGACGGAAAGUUAUGGUUAAUAAGUGUGCUGCUAGGGUUCUUGAGCAUGCCAAUUGCGGUUGUCAUAAAAUGCAUUCCAGUGAAACCGAAGCAACCAGCACAGUACAAUGAAUACAAACGACUUCCAAGUGGUCCGGACCAAUUAAACUAACUGAUCUAGGAUUUAGGUAAUAUGCGAACGAAAUUGUGAUUCGUUCGAGAGGUCAAAAAAUUCAAAAAUUUCAAGAUAAAUAUAAAACGGUAAUUUUUUUAUAACAAUUGCGAAUUCCAGGCCAUAUGGAUAGGUAUCUCUGAGCAAGAAAAUCUGGACCAGACUUGAUUUGAACCACAUUCUUUAGCUUCUGGUAACGCCCGUCGCCUUGGAUUUUUUGGAUUAUUAGAAUGCUAUGUCUUCACCAUUGUUUGUGUGUUUAAACUUACAUUCUUUAUUUUAGGGGAAAUUAAUUUUUUUGGUUA
Messenger RNA from Cryptomeria japonica (Japanese cedar), 3847 nucleotides. Its product is annotated as calcium-transporting ATPase 2, plasma membrane-type. The coding region runs from base 423 to 3542 and encodes 1039 amino acids. Gene Ontology annotation, molecular function: calmodulin binding; ATP hydrolysis activity; ATP binding. The record is from RefSeq and is a predicted model, not a curated record. NCBI's taxonomy places the organism in Eukaryota, Viridiplantae, Streptophyta, Pinopsida, Cupressales, Cupressaceae. Gene Ontology annotation, cellular component: intracellular membrane-bounded organelle; membrane. The transcript is spliced from 7 exons. Gene Ontology annotation, biological process: calcium ion transmembrane transport.